This is a messenger RNA of Labrus bergylta (ballan wrasse), 3994 nucleotides long. RefSeq names its product glutamate dehydrogenase, mitochondrial. Gene Ontology annotation, molecular function: L-glutamate dehydrogenase (NAD+) activity. The record is from RefSeq and is a predicted model, not a curated record. Gene Ontology annotation, cellular component: mitochondrion. Gene Ontology annotation, biological process: L-glutamate catabolic process. Lineage: Eukaryota; Metazoa; Chordata; Actinopteri; Labriformes; Labridae.
UCUUGAGUGACUUGACGCUAGCUUAAACAAACUACUACCAUAACAAACAGCGUAGAAAACAAAGUCAAACAAGUUAAAAGUGAACAUUUGAGGGUUUAAUCUUUAAAUUUCUGCAGCUGCACGUUCCGCUGUCACCCAAUAGUACAGCGGGGUAGGUUAACAGGAAGGGGCGGCUGGAAGGAGGAGUCGUUCCUGCGGUAAAAGUAUUCAUAUUCCCCGCCGCAUUUCGUCGCCUUCCCCCACAUUCUCCAAAUCUACGCCGACGGACUCAUCUCCCCGGUACGGUGAACUUCUCUUAAACCAAAAAAUGUACCGGUAUUUCGGGGAGCUACUCACCCGGGGAGCGGGCAGCGUCCUGGCCUCCGGUGCCACCGCGUCUGCUGCUGAGUCGGCUCUGCCAGCGUCCGCCUCCCUUCUGCGCUACCGCGGCUACAGCCAGGCCGUGGACCAGGACGAUGAUCCGAACUUUUUCAACAUGGUGGAGGGAUUCUUCGACCGAGGCGCCGCAAUCGUGGAGGACAAGCUGGUGGAGGGUUUGAAAACCCGUGAGACCCCCGAGCAGAAGAAGAAGCGUGUCCGUGGGAUACUGAAAAUCAUCAAGCCGUGCAACCACGUCCUGAGCGUCAACUUCCCGAUCAAGAGAGACAGCGGAGAGUGGGAGAUGAUAGAGGCGUACCGGGCGCAGCACAGCCAGCACAGGACACCCUGCAAGGGAGGAAUCCGUUACAGUACAGAUGUGUGCAUGGACGAGGUGAAAGCUCUGGCAUCACUGAUGACGUACAAAUGUGCUGUUGUCGAUGUGCCCUUUGGUGGAGCCAAAGCUGGAGUGAAGAUUAACCCAAGGCAGUACUCUGACAUUGAACUGGAAAAAAUCACCAGGAGGUUCACCAUCGAGCUUGCCAAGAAAGGCUUCAUCGGACCCGGUAUUGAUGUUCCUGCUCCAGACAUGAGCACUGGGGAGAGGGAGAUGUCGUGGAUCGCAGACACCUUUGCCACCACCAUGGGACACUAUGACAUCAAUGCUCACGCCUGCGUCACCGGGAAGCCCAUCAGUCAGGGAGGAAUCCACGGCCGCAUCUCCGCCACCGGUCGAGGAGUUUUCCACGGCAUCGAGAACUUCAUCAACGAGGCGGCAUACAUGAGCCAGCUGGGAAUGUGCCCCGGCUUCCAGGACAAGACCUUCGUCAUCCAGGGUUUUGGUAAUGUGGGUCUCCACUCCAUGCGUUACCUUCAUCGUUUUGGGGCAAAGUGCGUCGGAAUCGGAGAAAUGGACGGAAGCAUUUGGAACCCCAAAGGCAUCGACCCCAAAGAGCUGGAGGAAUACAAACUGAACCACGGGACCAUUGUGGGCUUCCCCAAUGCAACGCCAUACGAGGGAAACAUCCUGGAAGCAGACUGUGACAUCCUGAUCCCCGCCGCCAGCGAGAAACAGUUGACCAAGAGCAACGCACACAAGAUCAAGGCCAAGAUCAUUGCAGAGGGAGCUAACGGUCCAACCACCCCUGAAGCUGACCGCAUCUUCCUGGAGAGAAACAUCAUGGUGAUCCCGGACAUGUAUCUGAACGCCGGUGGUGUGACGGUUUCAUACUUUGAGUGGUUGAAGAAUCUGAAUCAUGUCAGUUAUGGUCGACUCACCUUCAAAUACGAGAGAGACUCAAACUACCACCUGCUCAUGUCAGUUCAGGAGAGUUUGGAGAGAAAGUUUGGGAAACAUGGCGGCGCCAUCCCCGUCGUCCCCACCUCUGAGUUCCAGGCCAGGAUCUCUGGAGCUUCUGAGAAAGACAUAGUUCACUCAGGUCUGGCCUUCACCAUGGAGCGCUCUGCCAGGCAAAUCAUGAGAACAGCCAACAAGUAUAACCUUGGGCUAGACCUGCGGACAGCAGCGUACGUCAACGCCAUUGAGAAGGUGUUCCAGGUUUACUACGAGGCCGGCCUUACCUUCACAUAGAGUCUGCCCAUGCCUGUUACCUUUCUGUUACUUAUCAGUCAGUCAGCCUAUUACCUGUCUGUUACCUGUCUGUUUGUUACCAAUCUGUCUGUUACCUGUCGGUCUGUUACCUAUCUGUUUGUUACCUGUCUGUCUGUCAUCAAUCACCCCUGCAGGAUUUCGUUCACUCUUCACACAGCGUUUACGGUUUAUUGCACAGCAGCAGUGUGAAGAAAACGUUUGAGACUGCCUUUGUGUGUUUUGUUGUGUUCAUUCCUUCUCAUCAACACGUCUGUUUACGUUCUUCCUUCCUCCUCCUCCUCCUUCGGUAUAUGAGAAAUUAAACAAAUAGACGAAAACAUCUUAGCUUUAAUGCGGCUGAUGCUCCUCUGAAUCGCCGCUCUGCUGCUUCAUACCAAAUAUUUAGAAGUUAUAGAAACGCUUAUUAAGCCUUAACAGCACAGAUGAAGUCUUGUCACCACUUGCCUGUUAGCACAACGUGUGGCCAAAACUAUGUGGACAUUUUCCUCACUGCCUGUGUGUGGGUGUGGAGUGAAAAUGAUAAGUCCAUUAACUAAUCAGCUGAUUGUUCAAAAUGUUUUUGACCAAUCUUCCCUUUUAAGUCUGUUACUGAGCUUGUGGCCUGAUUUUUAACAAAUCAGUUGAGGCCAUGCAUCUUUCUCCUGAGGGACGUGAAAGGAAAAAAAACAACCUGUGAUGAGAGGCUGGACGUACACGUUGGUUUGUUAGAAGAGGUCAGAUAUGGCUGGGUCGGUCAAUUAACCAAGUUUAAGUUCAUGAGACUUCACUUUGGACAUGUAAAAGUUAUAAUUGCCUUUUAUUUGGGUUUUUGAUUUGAGUCAAUAUUGAUGAAUCUGCUUUGUAUUAUUUAGACUGUUUAUAAUAAUAAUAAUUUCUACAUGAAAAACUGUCCCAAACCAAAACAAGAUGAAAGUGUUUUUAAAUAUAUAUAUAUAUAUAUAUAUUAGAGAGAGACAGAAAACAUGACAUAAAUUACAAAUGGACAGAUUCUCUUUUUGUUAAUUACUUCAUCUUUUUUUUUGUUAUCAACUCAUUGUUUUACAUUUUGUUUUAUGACUGACAACUAAUUUAACAGUCUUGAUCAUUUGAAAUAAGGAACCGUUUUAAAAGACCUCAAUCAUGUCACAUUAUAUUCUUAUCGUCAUGUAUUGUUCUUAAAAUGAACAUUGUUUGUUAUCGAGGCUGUUAUCAAGUGUCUGCAUACUUUUGGCCACAGAGUGUUCACACAUGUUCUUGUAUAAUGUAUUCUCGUUUGAUAUCAUGCAGUGCACAUGUGCCUCAGGACUUAAGCUUUAAUAUUCACUGCCUUUAAACUCAGAGAUACGUUAUUAAAGAAAAACAUUUUGCAGAGAGAUGUGAUAUUUGAGCUCUCUGAUCUCUCUUCGAAACAGUCACAUCUUUGAAUGAAAAUGAAUGAAUAUCUGACAUGCAAUAAUUAUUUUAAGUUUUUGCUUUAUCAAUAUUUAGUUGAAAAAGCCCCAAAAAAGAAAUAACCCUGACAGAUCAAUGUUUUACUUUUUCAGGUCAAGACACAGCUGCAGCUCAUGCUUAUGCUAAUACUUAUCUAUGCAAUAGACCAAAGUUAUUCCAAAGGUUGCUACCUUAUUGUUUAAAAGCAAAACCGACUCCUCAUUCAAUGUUACACAUCAAACAAAAGUCACAAUGAAAGUGUACGUUUUCUGUAGGAACGCUAGCAGGACAUUUUUACGGAAUGUGUUUUCUGUGUUAAAGACAUACAAAUCAAAGCUUCUGAAGACACGAUUCAUUCGAGUCUGAGCUGAUGUCUUAAUGUUUUAUCCAGCGUCAUCUGAAACUUUAUUGACUUAUUAUAAGCUCCAGUUUCAACUCUUAUGGGUCGGGGGAGGAGGUCAGUGAGUACAUGCUUUAUGUGGGGAUUUAAAAAAAAGAGUAAAAAAAUAAACUUUACUUUCUGUCGGCUAUCAGGUUGGAUUUGAAAUGCUUUGGGAUUCAGUGUUUUUACACAUUUGUGUUCAAAUGAGACAAUAAAGUAAAGUACAGAAUAAU